This is a messenger RNA of Nipponia nippon (crested ibis), 2331 nucleotides long. RefSeq names its product solute carrier family 9 member A1 (gene SLC9A1). The record is from RefSeq and is a predicted model, not a curated record. Gene Ontology annotation, biological process: potassium ion transmembrane transport; proton transmembrane transport; regulation of intracellular pH. Gene Ontology annotation, molecular function: potassium:proton antiporter activity; sodium:proton antiporter activity. NCBI's taxonomy places the organism in Eukaryota, Metazoa, Chordata, Aves, Pelecaniformes, Threskiornithidae. Gene Ontology annotation, cellular component: plasma membrane.
AUGCUGACCUCCGAGCCCCCGCAGGGGCAGCCGGCCCAGCCGCCCCGGGCGGAGAUCGGGGGGUUCACCCCCGCGCCGCCCGCCUCCGCCCAGGAGAUCCAGCCGCUGAACAAGCAGCCGGCCAACGGCUCGGGCGAGGGGCACGCCAAGCCCCGCAAAGCCUUCCCGGUCCUGGCCAUCGACUACGACCACAUCCGCAUCCCCUUCGAGAUCUCCCUCUGGAUCCUGCUGGCCUGCCUCAUGAAGCUGGGCUUCCACGUGAUCCCUUCGGUGUCCAACAUCGUUCCUGAGAGCUGCUUGCUCAUCGUGGUGGGCCUUUUGGUUGGGGGGCUCAUCAAAGGGGUGGGUGAAAAGCCCCCUAUCCUCAAGUCGGACAUCUUCUUCCUCUUCCUCCUCCCACCCAUCAUCUUGGACGCUGGCUAUUUCCUCCCUUUGCGCCAGUUCACCGAGAACCUGGGCACCAUCCUCAUCUUCGCCGUGGUGGGGACAGUCUGGAAUGCCUUCUUUUUGGGUGGCCUGAUGUACGCCGUGUGCCAGCUUGGUGGCCCUGGCCUGAACCACAUUGGCCUCCUGGCCAACCUGCUCUUUGGCAGCAUCAUCUCGGCCGUGGACCCGGUGGCCGUGCUGGCCGUCUUUGAGGAGAUCCACAUCAACGAGCUGCUCCACAUCUUGGUCUUCGGGGAGUCCCUUCUGAACGAUGCCGUCACGGUUGUCCUCUAUCACCUCUUUGAGGAGUUUGCCAACUUCGAGCAGGUGACCAUUAUCGAUAUCAUCCUCGGCUUCCUCAGCUUCUUUGUGGUGUCGCUGGGCGGUGUCUUCGUGGGCGUCAUUUAUGGGGUGAUCGCUGCCUUCACGUCCCGCUUCACCUCCCACAUCCGAGUCAUCGAGCCCCUCUUCGUCUUCCUCUACAGCUACAUGGCGUAUCUCUCCGCUGAGCUUUUCCACCUCUCCGGCAUCAUGGCGCUCAUCGCCUCUGGCGUGGUCAUGCGGCCUUAUGUGGAAGCCAACAUCUCCCACAAGUCCCACACCACCAUCAAGUAUUUCCUUAAGAUGUGGAGCAGCGUGAGCGAGACCCUCAUCUUCAUCUUCCUGGGCGUCUCCACCGUGGCUGGCCACCACUACUGGAACUGGACCUUUGUUAUCAGCACGCUGCUCUUCUGCCUCAUCGCAAGAGUUUUAGGCGUCCUGGUCCUCACCUGGUUCAUCAACAAGUUCCGAAUUGUGAAGCUGACGCCGAAGGACCAGUUCAUCAUCGCCUAUGGGGGCCUGCGGGGAGCCAUCGCCUUCUCCCUCUGUUACCUCCUGGACUAUAAGCAUUUUGGCAUGAGGGACAUGUUCCUCACAGCCAUCAUCACGGUCAUCUUCUUCACAGUCUUUGUGCAGGGCAUGACCAUCCGGCCCUUGGUGGACCUGCUGGCGGUGAAGAAGAAGCAAGAGACGAAACGCUCCAUCAACGAAGAGAUCCACACGCAGUUCUUGGAUCACCUUCUGACGGGGAUUGAGGAUAUCUGUGGUCACUACGGGCAUCACCACUGGAAGGACAAGCUGAAUCGCUUCAACAAGAAGUAUGUGAAGAAGUGCCUGAUUGCGGGGGAGCGGUCCAAGGAGCCCCAGCUCAUCGCUUUCUAUCACAAGAUGGAGAUGAAGCAGGCAAUCGAGCUGGUGGAGAGUGGGGGCAUAGGCAAGAUCCCCUCUGCUGUCUCCACCGUCUCCAUCCAGAACAUCAACCCCAAGACCCUCCCUGUGGAGCGCAUCCUUCCGGCCCUGUCCAAGGACAAGGAGGAGGAGAUCCGGAAAAUCCUUCGCAACAACCUGCAGAAAACCAGGCAGAGGUUGCGAUCCUACAACCGGCACACGCUUGUGGCUGACCCCUACGAGGAAGCCUGGAACCAGAUGCUCCUGCGGAGGCAGAAGGCCCGGCAGCUGGAACAGAAGAUGAACAACUACUUGACAGUGCCGGCUCACAAGCUCGAUUCGCCCACCAUGUCCCGGGCUCGCAUAGGCUCAGACCCGCUGGCCUAUGAACCCAAGGCGGACUCGGAGAACCUGCCCAUCAUCACCAUCGACCCGGCCUCCCCGCAGUCCCCAGAGUCUGUGGACCUGAUGAACGAGGAGCCCAAGGGCUGUGGCGGCCUCCCGCCCUCGCCCGAGGAGGACGAGGAGGGGCUGGUGAUGCGGGUGAAGGAGCCUUCCUCCCCGGGUACCGAUGAUGUCUUCACCCCAGGGACUGGCGACAGCCCCAGCAACCAGCGGAUGCUGCGAUGCCUGAGCGAUCCGGGGCCUCGGCCAGAGCCAGAGGAGGGGGAACCCUUCAUCCCCAAGGCCCAGUAG